AGUAGUAGACGAUUCAAUUUACAGCCCACGAAACAUGGAGCCCACCCAAUUCAUACUUCAUAGCCCUAACGGCGGUAGAACAGAAAAUUUUCAAUUUACAAUAAAGCUGGACUCCACUUGGUACAGUUCAAGUUUAAUCUAGGAACCUUAGGCUUUCGUUUUUUUUUCCAACAAAGGGAGGAAACAGACGAAGAUCAAGCUAGGCUAUUUUAAAUUCAGAAUUUCCCCCAUCUAAAGAUGUUUCCCCUCUUUUUGCUCAAGACUGCACAGGGGAUCCCAUGGUAAGCUUUUGAAUUCAUGUGGAAAAAGGGUAGUGUCUCCUCUUUUUUCUCUCUUCCUUGUUUAUUGUUUAGUCUGAUCUUAUUUCUUUUCGGUGUGAUAAUGCAGUUAGCUCAAUUAGGUUUUUCGAAGUGUUGCAUGUUUUGAAUGAACCUGAACUUAUUAAUAACAUACAAAAACAACAAACCCUGUGAAUAAAAUAGUUAUGGAAUACAUGAGUGUGAUUCUCCUGUUGUAGCUGUUUGGAAAAUUGGAGGGAGAAUAACAAAAAUGAUUUCAUGUUUUGUCCUGUUGUUAGUUGAGGCUUUUGGCUAACAUUAUUAAAGGCAACAGACUUUUUGUUGGUAUAGUUUAUCAGUUUCUGCAUAUUUAUAUUGUAUCUCCAAAUUAUGCCACACGUCCCUGGAGCCCACGAGAUUCGAGGGAUUUUGAGAAUUCGUAUGGGAUUAUUUUAUUUGUUCAAUUAUAUCAAUCUGGAAACUUUUGUUUUCUAAUACAAUUGGUGGAGCUAAAAAAUGGAGACUGAUAAUGGUCAUUUGGUGAAUUGUGAUACUUGGAUGAAAAUCCAUCUUCGUGAAGUUAUCUGUACGUCAAAGGAUGGAGAUAGAUUUUGGAGAAUGCCUGAAUGUUAUAUUCGUGGCAAUACCAUAAAGUAUCUUAGAGUUCUUGAUGAGGUGGUGGCCGUGGACUUGGCUAAUCGUCGUCAUUUAGAGACAAAGAAGCCAGAUGACAAGCUAGAUAUAUUGUAUCUAAUUUUGUUUGUACUUUCAAAUUAUAAAGUAACUUACCGGAGAAAAGGCCUGCUUCCAGUUAUUAUUAUUUUAAGAUGGAAUGUAUGUAGGCUUGAAAUGCUCACUCUCUUUCCUUUGUGAAGACUUAUGUAAGAGUGCGUGUCUUGAAAA
Solanum tuberosum (potato) is the source of this 1181-nucleotide messenger RNA. Its product is annotated as sm-like protein LSM4. The record is from RefSeq and is a predicted model, not a curated record. Bases 795 to 1151 code for a protein of 118 amino acids. Gene Ontology annotation, biological process: nuclear-transcribed mRNA catabolic process; mRNA splicing, via spliceosome. NCBI's taxonomy places the organism in Eukaryota, Viridiplantae, Streptophyta, Magnoliopsida, Solanales, Solanaceae. The transcript has 5 exons. Gene Ontology annotation, molecular function: RNA binding.